Messenger RNA from Populus euphratica (Euphrates poplar), 1582 nucleotides. RefSeq names its product NAC domain-containing protein 8. The transcript is spliced from 4 exons. The record is from RefSeq and is a predicted model, not a curated record. Bases 194 to 1129 code for a protein of 311 amino acids. Gene Ontology annotation, biological process: regulation of DNA-templated transcription. NCBI's taxonomy places the organism in Eukaryota, Viridiplantae, Streptophyta, Magnoliopsida, Malpighiales, Salicaceae. Gene Ontology annotation, cellular component: nucleus. Gene Ontology annotation, molecular function: DNA-binding transcription factor activity; transcription cis-regulatory region binding.
CUCUGCGGUCUCCCUCUUUUUUGGCUUUCUUUUAUAGGUGGCCUUUAUCAAAUUCUCCAUCUCUCUCUGUGCAGGAAUCUCUAGCUAGUUACAGGGGCUUUUCUUGUUUUUGAGGGGAUAAGCAAGCUUGGAAGUGGAGGAGACGAGAGGGAAAAUUCCUUUGUGGGAUGGGAAUAAGACAAAAAAUAUAGAGAUGACAUGGUGCAACAAUAACUCAGAAGAUGAAAGAGUCAUUCAAUUAGUCACAAGUAACCCGAAAGAAGAUACUAUUGUCGCUGCAAAAACAGAAGAAAUUCGAAGGAUAACUUGCCCUUCAUGUGGCCAUAAUUUUGAAAUUCAAGAUCAGGGGGGUAUAAUUCAUGAUUUGCCGGGACUACCAGCGGGAGUGAAGUUUGAUCCGACGGACCAAGAAAUACUAGAACAUUUAGAAGCAAAGGUGUUAUCAGAUAGGCGUAAACUUCAUCCUCUAAUUGAUGAAUUUAUCCCAACAAUAGAGGGGGAGAAUGGAAUUUGCUACUCUCAUCCUGAGAAGCUACCAGGAGUAAGCAAUGAUGGCCAAGUCCGCCACUUCUUUCAUCGACCAUCAAAGGCAUACACAACCGGAACUAGAAAACGCAGAAAGGUGCACACUGAUGAAGAUGGAAGUGAAACCAGAUGGCACAAAACAGGCAAGACCAGGCCAGUUUUUGCAGGCGGGACAGUGAAGGGAUUCAAAAAAAUUCUGGUGCUUUACACAAAUUAUGGUAGGCAAAGGAAACCUGAAAAGACAAACUGGGUAAUGCACCAAUACCAUCUUGGAAACAACGAAGAUGAGAAAGAUGGAGAGUUGGUGGUUUCAAAAGUUUUCUUUCAAACUCAGCCCAGACAAUGUAGUUCAAGCAUUAAGGAUUCAAUUGACAAUAAAUCGACAAAUCAAAGUGGUGAUAUUGAUAAUAUUCACCCCCUAGCCAAGAACAGUACAGGUCUCCUUGAGUUCUAUAAUCCACCUUUUAUGUCUUAUGAGCACAGCAAUCAUAGCAGUGAAAUCCCACCUCAAUUUCUCCCCAAUUUGGUUGUUCAGGGUGACGGGUCAUCCUAUAUUAGGUUAGCUGCAGAGACAAGCAAAGGAAAGCUUCAGAGAAAGCAGUGAUGUGAUCAGAAAGAGCAUUUGGUAGAGCAGAAAUGACAAAGACUCAUCCCGAGUGCAUGGUUGUUGCUUCUUUUGUGGUGUAACCCUCAUAUAAAUUAUUAUUAUUAUUAUUAUUAUUAUUAGAUGGAGAUUUUAGUGAGAAAAAGAAGAAAGGUGAAUGGCUUCUUUAGUAAAAAAGAUAAUGAAGCCAAGUUCUUUGGAAGCUUUGCUGUAAUGCUCUUUUACGUAGCUUUGGAGUUGGAAGGUACUGAAGGUGAUAUUUUUAUACCCAUGUAAGGGUACUGAGGUUAUUGUUUGUAGAAAGUGUAAAGAAAGAGAACUCUAUUAGCUUAGGUAGUUUGACAUUUAGGGUUUAGCUUGAGCUUCAUCGAUUAUUGUUUACAAAUAUACUUUCUUCUUUCAGAAGCUUACGCUUAAUGUUUAUUAUAUAUAAAUUUACUAAAAUCUUUUUUU